UACAGACUUCUGUUUCGGAGCCGAGAGGAACGCACCGGCUUUGAGCAGGAGAGAAACCAGAAGCACCUGCGGAAGCGCUUCCCUCCAGAGUGACAACUUUUUUCCCUCCUCAUGUGAGACUGAUCAGUAGGCUACUUCCACCUCUCUUCUGAAGUUUUAGUUUGAUUUUUUUUUUUUUUAAGUGCUUGUCAGUGAUCACUUAAAGUCGCCUAGAAUGUAUAACAUGAUGGAAACCGAGAUCAAGACCCCGCUCCCGCAGUCCAACUCGGGCUCUGCGCCGGGCGCCAAGAACAACAGUGCCAACGACCAGGAGCGGGUGAAGCGGCCGAUGAACGCCUUCAUGGUCUGGUCCCGGGGCCAGCGGAGAAAAAUGGCACAAGAAAACCCCAAAAUGCACAACUCUGAAAUCAGCAAGCGGCUCGGCGCUGACUGGAAACUCCUGACAGACGCAGAGAAGAGACCAUUCAUCGACGAGGCCAAGCGUCUACGGGCCAUGCACAUGAAGGAGCAUCCGGAUUAUAAAUACCGUCCCCGCAGGAAGACCAAGACUUUGCUGAAGAAAGACAAGUACUCUUUGCCGGGGGGGCUGUUGGCGCCGGGAGCCAACUCCGUGAACAGCUCGGUGUCCGUGGGGCAGCGCAUGGACGGUUACGCACACGUGAACGGCUGGACGAACAGCGCGUACUCGCUGAUGCAGGACCAGCUGGCCUACCCGCAGCACCACGGCAUGAACAGCCCGCAGAUCCAGCAGAUGCACCGGUACGAGAUGGCGGGGCUCCAGUACCCGAUGAUGUCCACGGCGCAGAGCUACAUGAACGCGGCGUCCACCUACAGCAUGUCUCCGGCGUACACGCAGCAGAGCGGCGGCGCGAUGGGGCUGAGCUCCAUGGCGUCCGUGUGCAAGACCGAGCCCAGCUCGCCGCCGCCGGCCAUCACGUCCCACUCUCAGCGGGCGUGUUUGGGGGACCUGAGGGACAUGAUCAGCAUGUACCUGCCUCCCGGCGGGGACAGCUCCGAGCACUCCUCCCUGCAGAGCAGCCGGUUACACAGCGUCCAUCCGCACUACCAGAGCGCAGGGACGGGCGUGAACGGCACGCUGCCUCUCACUCACAUCUGAGGCGAGAAAUACAACAUCAAAUAAAAAAAAGACUAAAGACUUCUUUUUUUUUUAAAAGGGUACUUCGGAUACUUGAACUUUUUGGUUGUUAAGAAAAUACAAAAAAAGUUUUAUUCCUUUUUUUUGUCUUAAAAGUUUAUGAUAAAAAGCAGAGGCUUUUUUAUCAUAAAGCCUGAAUUAUGGUUCCGCGUUAAAUCGACGCGUACCUUACGCCGUGGCCUACGCCGUACCCUACCGCGUCAAUUUAAGGUGGAACUAUAAUUCAGCCUUUAAGUAGAAGCAAUCAACUUAUGUAGAAGAAUUGAACUUCUAUAUUUUAAAUAAUGCCAUAUUUUCUCUCUAUGAAAAGGCAUGUGGCCUCGUGAAGGGGCUGGUGUAUUUCAGAAAAAGCUGGAUGGACAGUUGUUUAUAAAUGUUUACACUUACUUUGUAGAAUGUCAGUUGUCUCCAUCGUGUCCAUAUUUUGUUGUCUUCUUAUCUUUUUUGUUUUCUCCCCAUGAACUAGAUGAAAUGAAAUGUUGAGACUGUGCGGGUCGCAAACGCAAGUUUUAUUUAUAGCAACAUUUUUGUUUUUGUUUUCCUUUUCAGCUUGUGAACCCGAUGUUUUCUCACGUAAAAAAAUGUUCAAAUUUGUCUUUUUGUAAAUUGUUUUGUGAUGGUUUUUUGACAGUGUCACGUUUACUCAUUAUCCUGAACGAAAAGGUUUAUUUAAACUGACGUUUCUACAUAUUUUAAGACCAUCCUCUAUUCUUAAAUGCUGAAUAAAUUUCUAAGAAACAUCA
This is a messenger RNA of Cololabis saira (Pacific saury), 1899 nucleotides long. It is a transcript of the gene sox3, whose product is annotated as SRY-box transcription factor 3. NCBI's taxonomy places the organism in Eukaryota, Metazoa, Chordata, Actinopteri, Beloniformes, Belonidae. Gene Ontology annotation, biological process: regulation of DNA-templated transcription; anatomical structure morphogenesis; cell differentiation. The coding region runs from base 215 to 1117 and encodes 300 amino acids. Gene Ontology annotation, molecular function: RNA polymerase II cis-regulatory region sequence-specific DNA binding; DNA-binding transcription factor activity, RNA polymerase II-specific. The record is from RefSeq and is a predicted model, not a curated record. The transcript has a single exon.